Onthophagus taurus is the source of this 787-nucleotide messenger RNA. RefSeq names its product CDK2-associated protein 1. Gene Ontology annotation, cellular component: cytoplasm; nucleus. The record is from RefSeq and is a predicted model, not a curated record. Lineage: Eukaryota; Metazoa; Arthropoda; Insecta; Coleoptera; Scarabaeidae.
UCACAUUAGUUUACUUAAUAAUGUCACUUUUCUGUCAAAAAAAAACCGUUAACCAAAUUAUUUCACUUAAUUUCAUCUUUUAUUAAAAAUCCGAUAAUACAUUACAAAUCGAUUAAAAAAGAAGCGAAUUAAUUAAAUUAACCCCAACUUAAUGCUUCGAGAGAAAAAAUUAUUUCAACGAAACUAAACAUAACCUCAAAAAAUGGAAACCGUUGACAUCCAAGCCGUUGAAUCAAAAUUAAGUGAUGUAACAGUAACUGCAGUUCCCGUUCAAGGAAAAACGAAUCAAACCCAACAACCGAAUCAAUCGAAAUACGCUCAAUUAUUGGGGGUUAUUGAGGAGAUGGGUAGGGAAGUGCGCCCUACGUACGCUGGAAGUCGAAGUUCGGCUGAGAGAUUAAAAAGGGGCAUCGUACAGGCGAGAAUAUUAGUUAGGGAAUGUUUGGUGGAAACGGAAAGAAGCGCAAGGCAGUGAUUAAAUAAAUAAAUAUGAAUUAAUUUUUAAGAUUACCGUGAGUACUUAAAAAAAAUUAAUUAACAUUCCUUGAUUACAAAGAUUUCUUAUUUAUUUAGGCUAGGCACACACAGUCGAUUCUAUAUAUUAAGUUUUUAAUCAGCUGUUUGUGCCUAGCAAUAAAGAAACUUUAUGUACCAAAUAUGUAUACAAAUAUAUACGCGUGUCUUAGUCAACAACUCUCAGGUUUCGAGUGAAUUAGAUUUAUUUAAAACUAAGAAAUAAAUGUAUUUUGUAAUAAUAAUAAUCAUAAAAUAAACUAUUUUUAGUAAA